This is a messenger RNA of Cuscuta campestris, 1745 nucleotides long. The record is from the annotation of a GenBank genome assembly. Lineage: Eukaryota; Viridiplantae; Streptophyta; Magnoliopsida; Solanales; Convolvulaceae.
CCAGGCGAGCUAAACCCUUUCUCCAACCCCGGAGUGUUACGGAACUCAUGAAAGCUAAUCUUCGCUCAAGAGCUAUGUUCUCGAGCUCUUUCUCUCCCAGAAUUUUUGUUUUCCUCUUCAACGGAAAACCUAAAGUUCACCCUUUGAUCUUCUCCAACCACCAGCGUUCAGCUUCCUUCUCCACUCACAUUGUCGGGGACUCGCCUAUUCUUGUUAGAGAUUUCAUUCACAAGGCUUUGUAUGAUCUGGAGCAUGGGUAUUUCUCUCAAAGGUCCAAAUCCGUUGGGGUUCUUGAUAGAAGCAUUAAAUUCAAUCAACUCGAAGGAAGGAGAGAUUAUAUGAAACAUUUGGAUAUAAUUUACAAGCAAAGUGGGAUUUCAUGGUUUACACCAGUGGAGCUUUUUAAGCCAUGGUAUGGUCAUGGAAUUGCAGAAGCUAUCUUGCGAACAGCUGACCUAUCUGUUCCACUAAAAAUUUAUGAAAUAGGCGGAGGAUCCGGCACAUGUGCAAAGGGAAUUUUGGAUUACAUGAAGUUGAACGCACCUUCAAGAGUUUACGAGGCUAUGAAGUACACUUCAGUUGAAAUUAGUACAGCACUUGCUGCAAAGCAGAUUCAAACUGUCGGAGGAGUUAGCAGCCAUGCAUCCAAGUUUAGGGUAGAGUGUCGUGAUGCUGCUGUCCGGAGUGGGUGGGGCGAAGUGAAAAAUGAACCUUGUUGGGUUAUCAUGUUGGAGGUCCUUGACAAUCUUCCUCAUGAUCUUAUCUAUUCUGAAAGUCAAACAUCACCAUGGAUGGAAGUAUGGGUUGAGAGGCAACCUCAAAGGUCAGAACUGUCUGAGUUGUAUAGGCCCAUUCAAGAUCCAUUGAUCACUAAAUGCAUGGAAAUCCUAGAUAUGGCUGGGAGUGGUUUGGAUAAUGGAGGCAAACUAAGUUUAAUGGCAAAGAGUGCUUGGGCAAAAGUGUUUCCUAGGCCCAGAAGAUGCUGGCUUCCCACUGGUUGUUUGAAACUUCUAGAAGUUUUGCAUGGAGCUUUACCAAAGAUGUCUUUAAUUGCUUCUGAUUUCAAUUACCUUCCUGAUGUUAGAAUCCCGGGUGAUCGAGCUCCACUGGUUUCAACAAAGAGAGAUGGAAGCAGUUCAGAUUACAAUAAUUAUUUGGAAGCAAAGGGGGAUGCCGAUAUAUUCUUCCCAACGGAUUUUUGGCUUUUGGAACGGAUGGACCACUUUUGCUCUGGAUGGACAAUGAAGCAGCAACAAGAGAAAUCAGCCAAGCGUGGGAAGAAAAGACGCACCCUUAUGCUCGACACAUCGGCUUUCAUGGAAGAAUUUGGUCUUCCCACAAAGACAAGAACCAAAGAUGGGUACAACCCUCUCUUAGAUGACUUCAAGAACACUAUGUUUUAUCUUAGUGUGCCCACACACAAUAUCAAGUAGAUUGAUGAGAGUAUUUGUGUUGUUUUACCUUGUAAGUGAUUGCAUGGUUCAGAUAUAUCAUGUUUCACUUCACAAAAAUGGCGCGCGAUUGAACACGGGACAACGAUAUGAACAAGCCAUUGUGCAAUUGUUUUUCUAUGUAGACUUAUGUUCUGAUCAGAAAAGAAUUGCUUACCCAAUGAGUGGUAUGUGCUCAGUAAUCAGAUAGAAAUUGUUCACAAUUCUAUCUUAUAUGUUUGCUUCAUUCGUUCCUGAAAAUGUCAAAUUAAUCGUGAAAGAAUAUAAAAAUUAAAAGAAAUCACUUACUAAGUG